Neltuma alba is the source of this 1056-nucleotide messenger RNA. RefSeq lists its product as uncharacterized. NCBI's taxonomy places the organism in Eukaryota, Viridiplantae, Streptophyta, Magnoliopsida, Fabales, Fabaceae. The record is from RefSeq and is a predicted model, not a curated record. The coding region runs from base 1 to 1056 and encodes 351 amino acids. The transcript has a single exon.
AUGACUCUUCGAAUCAGUAAGGUAUUACUUGAGAUUCCACAAGCAUCAAAGAAGUCUGCAGAUUCUAGUGUUCAAGUAACUCCUGAAGUUAUGGUAGAGGAUGAUGAAGAGUUUAUGAAAGAGGACACUAUCAAAGUCAAUAAGGAGAAAGUUGGAAAUGAAUCUACAAGAAAGAGUGAAGCAAAGAAAAAGGCAACUAAUGGGCAUCUAAAUUGGGUGUCGCCUUUACCAUUCCCUCAACGAUUUCAGAAGAAGGCAGUUGAUGAUCUCUAUAAGAAAUUCUUGGAGAUUUUCAAGCAGUUGCAUAUUAAUAUUCCAUUCAUUGAGGCUUUGGAACAUAUGCCUAAAUAUGGUAACUUUCUGAAGGAGAUGUUGAGUAAGAAGAAGCACUUCACUGAGUUCGCAACUAUAGCAUUGACCAAAGAGAUCACCAGUGUCAUUAAGCCUAAUGUUCCUUUCAAGUGUAAGGAUCCUAGUUCCUUCACUAUACCAUGUUUGAUGGGUGAUAAGUUUGAAUGCCGUGCUUUGUGUGAUUUGGAGUCUACUGUAAAUUUGAUGUCUUUGUCUGUUUUCAAGAAGUUGCAAUUAGGGGAAGUCAAUCCUACCACUGUUACCCUCCAACUAGCUGACAGAAGUCUCUCUUAUCCGUAUGGUAUUAUCAAGGAUGUCUUGGUGAAAGUUGAUUCUUUUAUCUAUCCUGCUGAUUUCAUUGUGCUAGACAUUGAAGAGGAUAAAGAGAUUCCACUGAUUGUAGGGCGAACAUUUUUUGCUACAGCUAGAGCUUUGGUGGAUGUUGAGAAAGGAGAAGUGAUUCUACGGCUUGGUGAUGAGCAAAUUAAAUUCAACACGGAUAAAGCAAUGAAGGAUUCUAAAGAAAAGAAACAGUGUGCAAAGGUUGCUGUGAUAGAUAAACUCAAUCAAGUUGAAUCAGAUUCAUUCACUAGUAAAGAGCCCUUUCAAGCGACUAGAGUUGAGAAAAAGACUGUGGAGGAUGCUUACUUUGCUCAAACUAAGAGCUCUUGGACUACCUCUAUAUCAUCUCUAGAGAGACAUUAG